Messenger RNA from Ipomoea triloba (trilobed morning glory), 3060 nucleotides. Its product is annotated as receptor-like protein 12. Lineage: Eukaryota; Viridiplantae; Streptophyta; Magnoliopsida; Solanales; Convolvulaceae. The transcript has 6 exons. The record is from RefSeq and is a predicted model, not a curated record. Gene Ontology annotation, molecular function: protein binding. The coding region runs from base 1 to 3060 and encodes 1019 amino acids.
AUGAAACAUACCAAGCAUAAUAUUAUGCUAGUGCUUAUUUUUCUUCUGCUCAUUUGCAAAUUUGAGUAUUGUUACUCAAAUGAUGCUAGGUGCGUUGAAGGGGAACAAAUUGCUCUUCUCCAAUUCAAGGAAAGCUUAAUUGAUACAUCAAACCGUCUCUUUUCAUGGAGCGGUCCUGAUUGUUGUGAAUGGGAGGGGAUUUCUUGUAGCUCAACAACUGGCCAUGUCCUAAAGCUUGAUUUGCACAACCCAACUACACCUACACGCGAUGAUAUUGACAACUAUUACUAUGGUUUGCCAUCAAACUAUAUCAACAAUUGCUUGGGAGGUGAGAUCAAUCAUUCUCUUAUCAACUUAACACAUUUGAAUUACCUUGAUCUAAGCCUCAACAAUUUUUCUAAGAUCCGAAUUCCUGAAUUUUUUGGAUCUUUCAAAAACUUGAGGUAUCUUAACUUCUCAAGCUCUGGUUUUGUGGGAAAUAUUCCCACUCAUCUUGGAAAUCUUUCAAGCUUAGAGUAUCUCCACCUUGGAGAAGCUUUGGAUGGAGUUAUAUAUAAUCAUUUGGCUACAAACUUGGACUGGAUUGCUAGCCUUUCUUCCCUAAAAAGCCUUGACAUGCCUUGGAUUUCAAUUCGGCAUAGUAAAGAUUGGUUACGCACAAUCAACAAGCUUGUGUCUUUAUCUUCUUUAAACUUGGCUGAUUGUCACCUCAACACAACUAGUCCUCUUUUACAUGUUAACUCCACCUCUCUCAUCUCCCUUGAUCUCAGUUGGAAUAGUUUAGAUUCUGCAAUCCUUCCAUGGUUGUCUAAUCUCACAAGACUAGAGAAUUUGAAUCUAGGCUUCAACUCUCUUAAUUCUAGCAUGCUAGAAAUCUUUGAGCCCUUAGCCCCUCUAAAGGUCCUUGACCUUUUUGGAAAUGCCUUUACAGGCACACUGGUUCCGUUGUGUAAGUUGCACAAUUUGGUUUUCAUGGAUCUUAAUUCUAACAAUUUUCAAGGUUCAAUCCCUAAUUGUCUUGGAAACUUGACUUCUUUAACCUCUCUUAGUUUAAGUGGUAAUAGGUUUACAAGUUCGAUUCCCAAUUCUCUUGGAAACUUGACUUCUUUAACCUCUCUUAGUUUAAGUGCUAAUAGCUUUACAGGUUCAAUUCCCAGUUGUCUUGGAAACUUGACUUCUUUAACCUCUCUUGAUUUAAGUGCUAAUAUGUUAGCAGGUUCAAUUCCCAGUUGUCUUGGAAACUUGACUUCUUUAACCUCUCUUGAUUUGAGUGAUCUUGGAAACUUGACUUCUUUAACCUCUCUUGAUUUGAGUGAGAAUAUCUUCACUGGUUCAAUUCCAAAUACCAUUGGUAGUCUUUGUAGAUUGCAAGUGCUUGAUUUCUCGAUGAAUAAAUUGACAGACUCCAUUGCAGUUCUUCCUGAUUGCCUAUUAGAUAGUUUGAAAGAAUUGUUCUUAGAUUCUAACAAUUUCAGUGGUCAACUUCCAAACCAGUUGUACAAGUAUAAGAAUUUCAGUGGUCAACUUCCAAACCAGUUGUACAAGUAUAAGAAUCUGGAAAUCCUUUCUGUGUCUUCAAACUCCUUCGCUGGUCCAAUAAUUGAGUCAGUUGGAAAUUUGUCAAUGUUGCUGGAGCUGGAUAUUAGUAACAAUAAGUUUAGUGGUAGUGUUCCCUCUAGUCUUGGUGAACUUUCAAAUCUUGAAGAGUUACAUAUUUCUGAUAAUUCAUUCAUAGGUGUCCUCUCUGAAUUCCACUUUUCAAAACUCAGUAAGCUUGACAUUUUGGACAUAUCUAGUAAUUUGUUUGUUUGGAAUGUAAGCUCCACCUGGGUUCCUCCUUUCCAACUCUAUGUCGGAUUCCAUCAAAAGUGCAAUGCAUUAGAUCUCUCUGAAAAUCAAAUAAGUGGAGAGCUUCCCUUGAAACCACAUGUUGAAGGUUACAUGGAGAUGGAAAACCUUUAUCUUUCAACCAAUAAUUUGACUGGUCGCAUCCCCAAGUGGCUAUGUAGUUUAAAAUAUUUAGAGAUUCUUGCUCUAUCUACAAAUAAGUUAUAUGGAGAAAUACCUCCAUGCUUAGAAAAACUACAAAACUUGACAAAUAAUGAACUCGAAGGGAAACUCCCGGGAAGCAUGCAGAAUUUAACAAGCCUGAUAAUCUUGGAUUUGAGUGAAAAUAAAUUUAUGGAUGUUAUCCCUACAUGGAUUGGGGAAAAAUUAUUGAGUUUGAAAUAUCUUGUCUUUUAUAGAAAUAAGUUCUAUGGGGAUAUUCCAUUGCAACUAUGUCAACUGCAUGAUCUUCAAUUGUUAAAUUUGGCAAAUAACAACAUAUCAGGAUAUAUCCCACAGUGUUUUGAAAACUUUACUGCAAUGGCUAUUGAUGGCAAUGAGACAGAUAUUUGGUACACCGCAUAUCCUGGUAAAAGGUAUGAAGAUGAAAUUGAUGAAGUCAUAAAAGGAUUAACAUUGCAGUACACUAAAAAUCUUCGAUUCCUAAGAUCUAUAGAUCUUUCAGGGAACCAUAUUGAUGGAAAGAUCCCGGUUGAGAUAAUGAGUUUGCAUGCAUUGCAGAACUUGAAUGUUUCUAGAAAUAAUCUGAGUGGAACAAUCCCUAAGACAAUUGGAAGUCAACUUCAGACCCUCAAUGAUCCAUCCAUUUACAUGGGCAACGAAGGAUUUUGUGGUGAUCCUCUUUCAAAGAGUUGCCCCAGUGAUGUACCAUCUUUUGUUAAUCAAUCUACAAAAACCAAUAGUGAUGAUGAUCAUGAGUUUUUCAUGUGGUUCUAUGCUGACAUGGGGCCUGGUUUCUUUGUUGGAUUCAUUGGAGUAUUAAGCAUUCUACUCGGAUGCGAAGACCCGGGAGUCGGCGCGGCGGUCGCGGAUGAGGAAGCAGCAACACCUGGACAAGCUGAUGGCGCAGGCGCCGGCGUUGAAGAAGGAGAACGCUCAAGGUCUGAGCACAGAGAUGGAAGAUUUGAGAAGGAAUUGAAAGGUGUGCUGGAAAGUAAUUCCAUGGUGGGUCUCGCUGCUUCGACGAAAUUGAUGAAAGGUGCUGGAAAUUGA